Messenger RNA from Colossoma macropomum (tambaqui), 822 nucleotides. Its product is annotated as GTPase IMAP family member 2-like. Lineage: Eukaryota; Metazoa; Chordata; Actinopteri; Characiformes; Serrasalmidae. The annotation marks the transcript as partial. The transcript has a single exon. The record is from RefSeq and is a predicted model, not a curated record. Gene Ontology annotation, molecular function: GTP binding.
AUUUGUCUGUUAACAGUGUGGUGUCCGCGGGAGAAUACUAGUGAACUGAGGAUUGUGCUGGUUGGAAAGACUGGAGUGGGAAAGAGUGCCACAGGAAACACAAUCCUGAGAAAAGAAGCAUUUAAAUCUGAAUUGUCUUCUUCCUCUGUGACCUCACAGUGUGAUAAAGUCAAAGAGAACAUUGAUGAUAGAAGAGUUGCCGUCAUCAACACUCCAGGCCUUUUUGACACUAAUUUAUCAAAUGAAGAAGUUCAAGAAAAGAUCAAGCUGUGUGUAUCCCUGUCUGCACCAGGACCUCAUGUGUUCUUGGUGAUUAUCCAGCUGGGCAGAUUCACAGAGGAAGAGAAAAAAACAGUGGAGAUAAUUAAACAGAUUUUUGGUGAAGACUCUGCUAAGUACACCAUGGUCCUUUUCACGCAUGGAGAGAGGCUGAAGAAAAGCAGAAAAAGCAUACAUGAGUUUGUUCAUGAAAAUUCCGAUCUGUUGACAUUUAUUCAAUCCUGCAGUGGACGAUAUCAUGUCUUCAGCAACGACGACGAAGUUCCAGCUCAGGUUACAGCUCUGCUCGAGCAGAUAGAUGAACUGAUUACCAAAAAUGGUGGACAGCACUACACAAAUGAAAUGCUGCAGAUGGCUGAGAGAGCCAUUCUGGAAGAACAGUUCAGAAUUCAAAGAUACAAUGAAGAGCAGGAUCCCCAGAAGGCAAGAGAUAUGGCAGAAAGAAACAACAGUUUCCUAAAAGCUGCUACUGGCAUUGGUUUAGCUGGUGUAGCAGGUGCAGUCGCUAUUGCAGCAAUCAGAGGACACUGCACAAUACAGUAA